AUGGCCUUUCAAGUUCCGAUUCCUAGACCUAGUAUCUCGGUGGUAUCAUCGGAUAUCUGGCCUUUGAUGUCGAAGCUCCUCAAUGUGCCGUGGAAGAUUCCCGGCUCCACUGCUCCCCUAGACCUCGCUCAGCGCACAGUUGGCGAAGCGAGUUCAGCGGGAUCUAGUACCGUCGCGCUACCGGAAUUUUUGAACACGGUGUCCUCGGAAUCUCUGCGAGCAGACGUGAUGUGUCAACCCAUGCAAUGGCCACGUUCCCUAUUCAACGGGCUCACGUUUUCAACUUCUCCAUCUCGUAUUGCUCGAUCUUUCUCGCCGCCCUCUUCUCGCACCUAUUCCACCUUUGCUGCGUCCCUGAAUCAACUUCGCCACACUCCUCAAAAACCCGGUCUUUCCAGAUCACAGCAGCAACGGUUUAUAUUUGGUGCUCCCUCUCAAAAUCUUCUGGCGCAAAAGGAAAAAACCGCGAAUAACAAUCCCAACAAUGCUAAUGCUCAAAACUCUUUUUACCAAGACCUCCUUCGUGCCAACAUGCCGGCGAUCAUUGUUGAACGGUAUAAAAGCGGCCAUUUCGCCGGCAACCAACUUUCGGAAGCGAUCUAUUUGAAGGCUUUGCAGCGCGUCGGAGGAGCUGAUGCUGCAGCGAUGGCUCCAGUCUCGAAUCAUAAUGUCAGUCCCGAGCAGCUCCAAGCUAUCGGUCAGGCUGUUGCAGCGCAGAAACAUGGCGGUCAGGUUGGCUUGGCAACAAAGCAGAACGGUACUGGAGCUAAAGAAGCGCCUCUGUACGUCGUUGUCGAGGAGUCUCUUGGCAGUUCCAUAUUCCGCUGGAUUAAGUUCUUUCUGUACUUUGGUUUCUCCGUAUACAUGUCUCUCGUCUUGAUUACUGUGCUUGUGGAAACAACGGGUGCUCUGAAGAACAUUCGAGGCCCACAGAGCAAUGAGGCUCAGCCUCAGCAACAGAAUGUCCGUUUCAGUGAUGUGCACGGGUGUGAUGAAGCAAAGGAUGAGCUUCAGGAGCUCGUUGAGUUUCUACUAAACCCGGAUCGGUUUUCGUCUCUUGGUGGCAAGUUACCCAAAGGUGUUCUUCUCGUGGGACCCCCCGGUACGGGAAAAACGCUUCUUGCUCGUGCCGUUGCAGGCGAGGCUGGGGUUCCUUUCUUCUACAUGUCUGGUUCUGAAUUUGAUGAGGUUUACGUGGGUGUUGGUGCCAAGCGCGUCCGCGAACUAUUUGCCCAGGCACGAGGCAAGGCCCCCGCUAUCAUCUUUAUUGACGAAUUGGACGCAAUAGGUGCCAAGAGAAACGAAAGGGAUGCGGCAUACGUGAAGCAAACUUUGAACCAACUUCUUACCGAGCUUGAUGGUUUCUCCCAGACCAGUGGAGUGAUUAUUCUUGCGGCGACCAACUACCCACAGCUGCUGGACAAGGCGUUGACGCGACCCGGUCGAUUCGACCGGAAGGUUGUUGUUAGUCUUCCUGAUGUCCGGGGUCGCAUGGAUAUCCUCAAACACCAUAUGAAAGACAUACAGAUCAGUACCGACGUGGAUGUUGCAGUGCUCGCGCGCGGUACACCUGGUUUCUCCGGUGCUGAUUUGGAGAACCUUAUCAACCAGGCUGCCGUCUACGCCAGCAGGAACAAGAAGAGCAAGGUUUCCGCCAAGGAUCUGGACUGGGCCAAGGACAAGAUCAUGAUGGGAGCAGAAGCUCGCAGCAGAAUCAUCCAGGACAAAGACAAGCUUUUGACGGCGUACCACGAAGCUGGCCAUGCUCUUGUGGCCUAUUUCUCGCCGUCCUCAACACCGCUGUACAAGAUUACUAUCGUUCCUCGCGGAAUGGCCUUGGGUGUGACACACUUCUUGCCCGAGAUGGAUAUGGUGUCUAGGAAUUACACUGAAUAUUUGUCUGACAUUGACGUUUCCAUGGGUGGCAAGGCUGCGGAAGAGCUGAUUUUUGGACCUGACAAGGUCACAAGCGGCAUCUCAGCUGACAUCCAGCAAGCUACGGAAACCGCCUUCACUUUGAUCACUCGAUUUGGAUACUCCAAGAAACUCGGAAACGUCGAUCUCUCGACCAACUAUGACAGCCUCUCGUCUGAAACCAAGCAGGAGAUCGAAUCCGAAGUUCGACGAUUAGUUGAGGAGGGCCGAGUACGCGCCGAGAAAAUUUUGACCGAAAAGCGAAAAGAACUGGAGCUUUUGACCCAGGCUUUGAUUCAGUACGAGACCCUUACCAAGGAGGAAAUGGAGAUAGUCUUGAGAGGGGAGAAACUAGAAAAGCUGGAGCCAACGGCGCCGAUGCCCCUCACUUUGCCCGAAGCUCUUCAGACUGCGAAGUUGAGUUCACCUCCUUCUCGGCAGGAUUCUCCGACACCAACGAAGUAA
Molecule: messenger RNA, 2379 nt
Organism: Aspergillus tanneri
Lineage: Eukaryota; Fungi; Ascomycota; Eurotiomycetes; Eurotiales; Aspergillaceae
Gene: FTSH4
Product: i-AAA protease YME1
Exons: 5
Coding region: 1-2379 (792 amino acids)
Biological process (GO): mitochondrion organization; protein quality control for misfolded or incompletely synthesized proteins
Cellular component (GO): mitochondrial inner membrane
Molecular function (GO): ATP hydrolysis activity; ATP-dependent peptidase activity; metalloendopeptidase activity
Source: RefSeq, a predicted model, not a curated record